Messenger RNA from Mesocricetus auratus (golden hamster), 2313 nucleotides. RefSeq names its product DNA polymerase lambda (gene Poll). Gene Ontology annotation, molecular function: DNA-directed DNA polymerase activity; DNA binding. The record is from RefSeq and is a predicted model, not a curated record. NCBI's taxonomy places the organism in Eukaryota, Metazoa, Chordata, Mammalia, Rodentia, Cricetidae. Gene Ontology annotation, biological process: double-strand break repair via nonhomologous end joining. Gene Ontology annotation, cellular component: nucleus. Bases 106 to 1812 code for a protein of 568 amino acids. The transcript is spliced from 9 exons.
CCGGAAGGUAUUCUGGGAACUUACUUUUCAAUAGCUCCCCUCCCCCCCCCCAUUCGUUUUCAUUGGCUCCCAUGGCAAGGACCCAGGCAUCCAGGCAUCUAGGCAAUGGACCCCCAGGGCAUCUGGAAGGCAUUUCCCAAGCGAAAGAAAAUUCGUGCAGAUCCACCAUCAAAAGCACUUGCAAAGAUUCCCAAACGGGAGGCGGGAGAAGCUGGAGAAUGGCUGAGUUCCCUGAGGGCUCACAUUAUGCCCACUGGCAUUGGACGAGCCCGGGCGGAGCUCUUUGAGAAGCAGAUUAUCCAUCAUGGUGGCCAGAUAUGCUCUGCCCAGGCCCCAGGAGUCACGCACAUUGUGGUGGAUGAAAAUAUGGACUGUGAGCGGGCUCUCCGGCUCCUCAGACUGCCCCAGCUUCCUCCCAGUGCUCAACUGGUGAAGUCAGCCUGGCUGAGCUCGUGCCUGCAGGAGGGAAGGCUCAUGGACACAGCUGGAUUCCGUCUCUCCAUCCCCAAGAGUUCCUUGGACCAACCACAGCCCAGCAAGGCAGAUGGAGGCACCCAGGAGGCUGUAUCCAGGACAACCCUCUCUCAUCCCCCGCCUCACCCCAGAGCUGCAUCUCCUCCCCCAAAGGCAGAAAAGGCACCAAGAAGUCCAGCCCAGCUCGGCUCCGAUGACGAAACCAGUGAUGAGGAAGGGCCCCAGGUUAGCUCAGCAGAUCUGGAAGCCUUGGUCAGUGGGCACUACCCCACUCCUCCUGAGGAAGAUGGUGGGCCUGACCCAGCCCCAGAAGCCCUGGAGAAGUGGGUCUGUGCACAGCCCUCAAGCCAGAAGGCAACUAAUUACAACCAGCAUAUCACAGAGAAGCUAGAAGUACUGGCUAAAGCCUACAGUGUCCAGGGAGACAAGUGGAGGGCCCUGGGCUAUGCCAAGGCCAUCAAUGCCCUCAAGAGCUUCCACAAGCCUAUCAGCUCCUACCAGGAGGCCUGCAGCAUCCCAGGGAUUGGCAAGCGGAUGGCGGAGAAGAUUGUGGAGAUCCUAGAGAGCGGGCAUCUGCGGAAGCUAGACUACAUCAGUGACAGUGUGCCUGUCUUGGAGCUCUUCUCCAACAUCUGGGGAGCUGGGACUAAGACUGCCCAGAUGUGGUAUCAUCAGGGUUUCCGGAACCUAGAAGACAUCCGAAACCUGGGUUCACUGACCACUCAGCAGGCCAUUGGCUUGAAGCACUAUGAUGACUUCCUGGAGCGCAUGCCCAGGGAGGAGGCCGCAGACAUCGAACAGACAGUCCGGAAAUCAGCCCAGGCCUUCAAUCCUGGACUGCUGUGUGUGGCCUGUGGCUCCUACCGAAGGGGGAAGACGACCUGCGGGGACGUGGAUGUGCUCAUCACUCACCCAGACGGCCGGUCCCACCAAGGCAUCUUCAGCCGCCUCCUUGACAGCCUUCGGCAGCAAGGGUUCCUCACGGAUGACUUGGUGAGCCACGAGGAGAAUGGCCAGCAGCAGAAGUACUUGGGUGUGUGCCGGCUUCCGGGGCCCGGGCAGCGGCACCGGCGACUGGACAUUAUCGUCGUGCCCUACAGUGAGUUUGCCUGUGCCCUGCUGUACUUCACCGGCUCUGCCCACUUCAACCGGUCCAUGCGUGCUCUGGCCAAGACCAAGGGCAUGAGCCUGUCGGAGCAUGCCCUCAGCGAGGCGGUGGUCCGCAACAGCCACGGUGUCAAGGUGGGGCCUGGCCGAGCGCUGCCCACCCCCACAGAGAAGGACGUCUUCAGGCUCUUAGGCCUGCCCUACCGAGAGCCGGCUGAGCGGGACUGGUGACCCAGGGCUUGGGCAAGGGAAGCCAUGCUGGGUGAGCCGUCUCGUCUAGACACCCACCACCGCUCCGGCUUCGCCUAGCUUAGCCCUGCUCCUUCAGUCACCCGCUGUCUUUAGUGAGCCGAGCUGGGGGCUUUGGGCCUGAGGGAAAGAGCCAGCCUGACAGUGAGAGUCUGCAAGCCCCCUCCUCUGCAGUCUCCUCUACCUCACCACUGCUCCUAGUAACGCUUAAGCAGAACGGGUGGCUGGGUUCAAGCCAGUUUCCUGUGCUGAGGGCCUAGGCUUCCCUUUCAGAUCAUGAUGCUGGGAAUUGGGGAGAGGCUGGGGGGUGGGGUGGAGCAGCUGUGGGUUUAGCAUCUUUCUAGACCCUUCACAGUAGGAGGAAGCCAUGCGGACUCCCUCACCCACGCACUUCCUGUGCAGCUGGAGCUGCUGGGGAUGCCCUGCACUCUGUGAGGACUGCUCCUGAAGGCCCUGGGGCCUACUAAAGACUUUUGACAUUCA